This is a messenger RNA of Hydra vulgaris (swiftwater hydra), 453 nucleotides long. RefSeq lists its product as uncharacterized. Gene Ontology annotation, biological process: DNA integration. Gene Ontology annotation, molecular function: nucleic acid binding. NCBI's taxonomy places the organism in Eukaryota, Metazoa, Cnidaria, Hydrozoa, Anthoathecata, Hydridae. The record is from RefSeq and is a predicted model, not a curated record.
AUGGAGUUAGCAGAGUUUAGUUAUACUAUAUCGUAUCGUCCUGGAAGCGAUAAUGUUGUCCCUGAUGCACUCACACGUGCUUUUUGUGCUACAACCCAGUCUCAAACAAACCUAAGUGGUAUACAUAGCUGUCUAUGUCACCCAGGGGUUACUCGUAUGCUUCACUUUGUUAAAUCUAAAAAUUUAUCUUUUUCUACAGAAGAGGUCAAGAGAGUUUGUUCUAACUGCCAGAUUUGUUCAGAAUUAAAACCAAAGUUUUAUCGAUCCUCAAAUGUCUUCAUUGAUGAACAUUCUCGGUAUCCAUUUGCUUUCCCAUGUCCUGAUAUUAGUUCAACAACUGUUGUGAAGUGUUUAGAUCAAAUAUUCUCCUUUUGUGGUUUUCCAAAGUACAUUCAUUCCGACAGAGGCUUAUCUUUCAUACCUAAUGAAUUAAAAUCUUACCUUACUCAGUAA